Molecule: messenger RNA, 351 nt
Organism: Blumeria graminis f. sp. triticale
Lineage: Eukaryota; Fungi; Ascomycota; Leotiomycetes; Helotiales; Erysiphaceae
Source: the annotation of a GenBank genome assembly
AUGAAAAACUUUGGACUUCUAUCAUUAGUAACUGUAUUAAGCUCUUCGCUUUCUAUCUUUGCCCAGCCAAAUUACAAUUGUAUGGGCGAAGUAAUCCCUGGUAUAAAAUUAGAAUCAAUGAUCAAUGGAGAAUACAAUAGCUUGAUACAAAGUGGUAAAAGACAUGAUUCCUUCAACUCUGAUGAGAGAUUUGGGAAAAUACAGAUCGAAUUAGUAGCUCGAAAUCCACCUUAUGAAGGUUGGGAUGUUGUGUUUGAAGCAACAUUUAACAUGCAUAAAAUAAUUACAAAGGCGGAAGCUUCGUCAAGAGGUCACACAGUUCCUUGCUAUCCAGUGACUCGGGUAGACUAA